CGGCUGAUCAUGCAGUAUCUGAAGGAGAACAGCCUCCACCGAGCCCUCGCCACCCUUCAGGAGGAAACUACUGUGUCCCUCAACACUGUGGACAGUAUAGAGAGCUUUGUGGCUGACAUCAACAGCGGGCAUUGGGACACUGUGCUGCAAGCUAUACAGUCGCUGAAGCUGCCCGACAAGACCCUCAUUGAUCUCUAUGAGCAGGUCGUGCUGGAGUUGAUUGAGCUCCGGGAACUGGGUGCUGCCAGGUCUCUCCUGAGACAAACAGAUCCUAUGAUCAUGUUAAAACAAACUCAGCCAGAGCGUUACAUCCACCUUGAAAACCUUCUGGCCAGAUCUUACUUUGAUCCUCGUGAGGCAUACCCAGAUGGAAGCAGCAAAGAGAAGCGGAGAGCUGCUAUUGCACAAGCUUUAGCUGGAGAAGUCAGUGUCGUUCCUCCAUCUCGUCUUAUGGCGCUAUUGGGGCAGGCACUGAAAUGGCAGCAGCAUCAGGGCCUGCUUCCUCCUGGUAUGACAAUUGACUUGUUCAGAGGCAAAGCAGCUGUGAAAGACGUAGAAGAAGAAAAGUUCCCCACACAGCUGAGCAGACAUAUUAAGUUUGGGCAGAAGUCGCAUGUGGAGUGUGCUCGGUUUUCCCCAGACGGACAGUAUCUGGUUACUGGCUCUGUUGAUGGUUUCAUUGAAGUAUGGAACUUUACUACUGGGAAGAUUAGGAAGGAUCUGAAGUACCAGGCACAAGAUAAUUUUAUGAUGAUGGAUGAUGCAGUGCUGUGCAUGUGCUUCAGCAGAGAUACAGAAAUGCUGGCAACUGGAGCACAAGAUGGAAAGAUCAAGGUGUGGAAAAUCCAGAGCGGUCAGUGUCUGAGAAGAUUUGAACGAGCACACAGUAAAGGUGUUACAUGCCUCAGUUUCUCUAAAGACAGCAGCCAAAUUCUUAGUGCUUCUUUUGAUCAGACAAUCAGGAUUCAUGGUUUAAAAUCUGGGAAAACUUUAAAGGAAUUCCGCGGUCAUUCUUCCUUCGUUAAUGAAGCUACUUUUACCCAGGACGGCCACUAUAUUAUCAGUGCAUCCUCUGAUGGCACAGUGAAG
Messenger RNA from Balearica regulorum gibbericeps (East African grey crowned-crane), 1089 nucleotides. The record is from RefSeq and is a predicted model, not a curated record. Lineage: Eukaryota; Metazoa; Chordata; Aves; Gruiformes; Gruidae.